AUGGGUAAAGAUGGUACAAUGAAGUGUCCUUGUAAACGUUGUAGGAAUUUGAAUUGGUUAAGUAUCGAUGAUGUUAGAUUCCAUUUACUUGCUAAGGGGAUGCUUGAGGGUUAUACCGUUUGGACAUCACAUGGUGAAGAAAGAGGAAGAAAACGUAGUCGAACAUCGCAUCAUCGUUAUUGUGUUCGGGAACCUACGAGGGUAGAACAACCGGUAGAUUUGAAUGCGAUGCUACAUGAUUUUGCCGGUGAAAAUUCCGAAUUUUAUAACAACGUGGAUACGGGAACUAGGAAUGUAGAAGAAGUUCCAAAUGAUAGUGCAAGAAAAUUGUAUGAGGUGAUUGUUGAAAAUGGAGGACCUAUUUAUCCCAGUAAUACGAAGUAUACAAGAUUAAGCUUUACCACAAAAUUGUUAGAAUUCAAGAAUAUCUCACAUUGUAGUAAUAAGGCUUUUGAUAAUUUGCUUGCACUUUUUGCGGAUGUAUUACCAAAAAAACACACGUUGCCUCAAACUUAUUAUGAAAUGAAGAAGAUAAUGAAGGGUUUGAUGGUUGAAUAUCAAAAGAUUGAUUUAUGUGAGAAUGAUUGUAUGUUAUUUUAUGGAGAUGACAAGGAUAAAGUUGUGUGUGAUAUAUGUGGUAAAGAUCGUUAUCGGGAUGUUUUGAGGAAAGACGGUAAAAAAAUACCAAAAAAAAUAUUGAGACAUUUUCCUUUGAUUCCUCGACUACAACGCUUGUAUAUGUCAAAACAUACAUCCGACCAUAUGAGAUGGUACAAGAAUCGAGAUGUCAAAGAUGGAGAAAUUAGUCAUCCCGCGGACGGAGAAGAGUGGAAAAAUUUUGAUCGUCGAUAUCCAUCAUUUGCUCAGGAAAUUCGUAAUAUAAGCUUGGCCUUGCAACCGACGGUUUCAACCCAUUUGGUCCUACCGGGAAAAAAACAUAUAGUGUGUGGCCCAUAG
This is a messenger RNA of Daucus carota subsp. sativus, 957 nucleotides long. RefSeq lists its product as uncharacterized. The transcript has a single exon. Lineage: Eukaryota; Viridiplantae; Streptophyta; Magnoliopsida; Apiales; Apiaceae. The record is from RefSeq and is a predicted model, not a curated record. Bases 1 to 957 code for a protein of 318 amino acids.